AUGGUCAACGGCAAGGAAGUGAAGACCGGUCUCAUCGUGGGCCUCAACCAUGGUCACAAAGUCACCCCCCGCUCGGUGAAGCCUCGUGUGUCGCGCAUGAAGGGCCACCUCAGCAAGCGUACUGCCUUCGUUCGGGACAUUGUCAAGGAGGUCUCUGGCCUCGCACCAUACGAGCGCCGCGUUAUCGAAUUACUCCGCAACAGCAAGGACAAGCGUGCACGCAAGCUCGCGAAGAAGAGACUCGGAACUUUCGGCCGUGCGAAGCGCAAGGUUGACGAGAUGACCAAGGUCAUCGCCGAGAGCAGGRGAGCGGGUCACUAA
Messenger RNA from Ramularia collo-cygni, 321 nucleotides. Its product is annotated as probable 60S ribosomal protein L36. Gene Ontology annotation, biological process: cytoplasmic translation. Gene Ontology annotation, cellular component: ribosome; cytosolic large ribosomal subunit. The transcript is spliced from 3 exons. The coding region runs from base 1 to 321 and encodes 106 amino acids. The record is from RefSeq and is a predicted model, not a curated record. Gene Ontology annotation, molecular function: structural constituent of ribosome. Lineage: Eukaryota; Fungi; Ascomycota; Dothideomycetes; Mycosphaerellales; Mycosphaerellaceae.